Messenger RNA from Trypanosoma brucei brucei TREU927, 867 nucleotides. Its product is annotated as ubiquinone biosynthesis methyltransferase, putative. The record is from RefSeq and is a predicted model, not a curated record. Bases 1 to 867 code for a protein of 288 amino acids. Gene Ontology annotation, biological process: ubiquinone biosynthetic process. The transcript has a single exon. Gene Ontology annotation, molecular function: methyltransferase activity. NCBI's taxonomy places the organism in Eukaryota, Euglenozoa, Kinetoplastea, Trypanosomatida, Trypanosomatidae.
AUGCUCCGUCGCAGUGGUUGCUUCCUCAACAUGGGGCUGGGGGACGAGUACGUGAAAAAGGUGUUCAACAGCGUGGCCAGCAAGUAUGAUAUGAUGAACGAUGUUCUUUCGCUUGGCAUACACCGCCUGUGGAAGCGCGAAUUUGUCCGUGACUACGUACGACCGUGCCCUGGUGGAUCGUACGUUGACGUCGCUGGAGGUACUGGCGAUAUUGCCUUUCGCAUAAUUGAUGAAGUGCGCCAGUUGGAACGGGGACUUCCAGGCCUUACACCUCCCGACUUUCGAGGAGUUGGUGUGACGGUUGUGGACAUUAAUGAACAGAUGGUUCACGAGGGAGAGGCCCGGGCAGCACGGGAAGGAUAUGAUGGUUUGGAGUGGAUUGUCGCCAGCGGGGAGGAGCUUCCGUUGGAUGACAUGCAGUUCGAUGGCUACACGGUAUCGUUUGGCCUGCGGAAUUUCAGUGACAGGCCGAAAGCCCUUCGAGAAGCGCAUCGAGUGCUGAAAGUGGGUGGUGUACUGAGCGUGCUGGAGUUUAGCAAAGUCACGUGCUCGCUGCUGCGCGUGCCUUACGACGUGUGGUCUUACGGUUUCAUUCCACAAGCCGGCCGGAUUUUGGCAAAUGAGGAAAGCUAUAGGUACCUUGUGGAUAGCAUUAGAGCCUUUCCCGAUCAGGAGACCCUCGCAGAGAUGAUUCGGGAGGCGGGAUUCGGUUACGUGAGGUAUGAUAAUCUCUCUGGCGGAAUCGCAUGCGUACACACCGCAGUAAAAACGGAGGCUGUUCCAAUACAUAAACCUAAGUCAGAGGUAGAAAACGCUAUGGCGCAACAGGAGCGAGUGGUAGAAGACAGUAAAGUGGGGGCUGCAUAG